GAAUAGCAAGGCAGAGUGAGAAAAGACGUACAGUAGCAGACAGACUGACUGACUCCUUUGGCUGCUGAAUUAAGUGGAAGUGCAUUUUCCCUGGUAAUUGCUUUAGAACUGAGUAUUUCAUCUAACAUGAAGGUGCUGGGGAUUUUUCUGUUGCUGGAAGUUUCAGGCUUCUUUCCCAUUUUUUCCAGUCGUCCCCCUCCAAUUCAUUGCCGCUGGAAUUCUUUUGGCCCUUGGUCCGAGUGCGACGGCUGUACUCAAAACCAGAUUCGGAGACGGACAGUAGCAGUUUAUGGCCAGUAUGGGGGAAACCCCUGCUCUGGGGAUGCUUUUGAAACAAGACCAUGCACCCCCACAAGGGGAUGCCCAACAGAGGAUGGCUGUGGUGAUCGGUUCAGGUGUUUCUCAGGUCAGUGCAUUAGCAGAUCUCUUGUGUGCAAUGGAGAUCAGGAUUGUGAGGAAGAUGGUUCAGAUGAAGACAGAUGUGAAGAGAAGACGACUGCAUGUGAUAUUGACAAAACACCUCCGAAUUCAGAACUUACAGGAACAGGCUUUGAUGCCAUUACUGGUGAGACUCGAGGAAGAGUCAUUCACACAAAAAGCUUUGGAGGACAAUGCAGAAAGGUCUUCAGUGGUGAUGGGAGACAAUACUACAGGCUGAGUGAAAGCGUUGUUGCUUAUACAUUCCAG
This is a messenger RNA of Mesitornis unicolor (brown roatelo), 687 nucleotides long. Its product is annotated as complement component C7-like. Gene Ontology annotation, cellular component: membrane attack complex. Lineage: Eukaryota; Metazoa; Chordata; Aves; Mesitornithiformes; Mesitornithidae. The transcript is spliced from 6 exons. The annotation marks the transcript as partial. The record is from RefSeq and is a predicted model, not a curated record. Gene Ontology annotation, molecular function: protein binding. Gene Ontology annotation, biological process: immune response.